UUUGUCGGCAAUAAACCUGGUUUUUAUUGCGAUAAAUUUUCCGGGCAGUUUUUAAUUGAUAAUUACAUAAUUUUCGAACCCAAUACUAGCAGGAUACCCCUUUCCAAAUCACCAAAAGUGGGCAUGCUUCCCAAAAAGGGAGCGAAAUCGGUCAAAAAGUGGGCAAAUGCCUCGCAAAUGAGGUAAAAGGACUACCCUGAAUGCUAGAUAACCUCUCAUUAGAAGUUACAAUUUUUCGAAGCAAAGAGGGGUCUCGAAAAUAACCGCUCUUCUUUAUAAGCGAAUAAAGUAGAUCCCUAAACUCAAAAUUCAAAUUACCCAAAUCUCAACAUCCCCAAAAACAAUUUAAAAUUCAAAAAUUUCCAGUUAUGGCUCUUUACUUUUUGGUGAAUUUUGUAAAUUGGUUACCGACGAAAAUUUUAUUGAUGAAUGGAUGCGUAUUAACGGGCCUUCAUGUAGCAGUAGUUAUAGCGACCAUCAGAGACAAUCUUCAACAAUUAAAGAAAAUCCUCCUCCUCCCCAACAUAAUUAUCAACAACAAUCUCUCCAAAUGACUAGAGCAACAAAUAAUGUUGGGAAUUUAUUAAUGGCCAAUUUAGCUUUGAAAUUGUCCGCUCCCCAAUCUUCUGAUUCUUCUGGACAACAAGGACUUCUUUUGGCAGCUGCUGGAUUUGCUGCAAAUAAUCAUCAACAACAACAACACUAUCAUCAACAGCAACAGAGAUUAACGGGCCAAUUACCCCCUCCUUUAGGACAUUUAUUAUCUCCGACAGUUGGGCAGUCCUCUUUAUUGGCACUUCAACAACAACAAGGGGGGACACCAACAAUACACGCUCCCUCCCCUAUAAACCCUUCACAAAGACAACAACAAAUUGUGGGGGCUGUUAAUCAUAUUUUGCAGCAACAACCUGGGGGAAGUCAACAAGGGAUUGGAGGGAGAAUGGGUGUUAGAGGAGUUAGACCGGGACAACAACGGAGUUUGAAAGGUAUGGAAAUGAAAGAUUUAUUUUGUACUUUACCCUUUGAAUGUUUAAUACGAAGGCACUCUGAUAAAAGACACAUUCCAAUAGGAGUCCCUCUCUAAUAAAAAGUCCCUCUUCAAUAGUAAGUUAUACAGAUACUCUUUAAUAGACACCUUUCCUCUAAUAGGAAUGUCCCUUUCUAAUAAGAGGAUUCUCUCCAAUAAGAAGGAAUACAGUCAGAAUUCACUAUUAGAUACCUUCUGGCUAAAAUUGUGAGUAUCACUCAUUUUUUGCUUUUUGCAAAAUUUAUGCAAAAUACUCUACUCCAAAAAUAAAUAGAUAGGUAGAUGAUGGGCCAUUUUUCACAAAAUGAUUUAUAAAAAUAAUUUAUUUUUUUCCCAAGAUUUAUUACUUUUAAAUAAAAGUAAAAGAUCGUGGAACGGAAAAAAAUUAUUUUUAUUUUUUUAUUAAAUUUUAAUGUUACACUUUAAUGAGAGAGAUCCUUUCUAGCUUAUUAACUAUACUAAAUCGGUUUGUCCGUCACACUUUUUUUACAGUAUUUGCAAAGAAAAGACGAAUUUAUUUUGACACGAAAAUUUUUCGUAAGAAAAAAUAAGAGAGAAAAAAGUUGUUUUUCCCUAAUUCUUCAGAAAAAUUUAAGUGUAAACAACAAACAACCAGCCGUCUGCCUUUUAAUCGCAGGCGUUACCAGCCAUCUGCCAUUUGAACGCACCCAGUUAGUUUUUGUUAAAUUAAACGCAGC
Molecule: messenger RNA, 1725 nt
Organism: Meloidogyne enterolobii
Lineage: Eukaryota; Metazoa; Nematoda; Chromadorea; Rhabditida; Meloidogynidae
Source: the annotation of a GenBank genome assembly